AUGCAGACUGAUGCCUCUACUCGAAAAGAUUCCGCCAACACAUCUCCCGAGUCCCUGGCCAUCACCAACAGCUCCCUCGACAUUGCCAUUAUCGGCGGCGGAAUCGCAGGCCUCGCCACAGCUCUCUCCAUAUCCAAACGACAACCUUCUACCCACAGAAUCACCAUCUACGAAUCCCACCCACUCAGCGAAGUUGGAGCCGGAAUCCAAUUAUUCUCCAAUGCGACCAGAAUACUACAGCAACUGGGUUUGGAAGAUGCGUUCAGAGAGGUGGUGAAUCAGCCUAAUAUUAUGGAAAUAAGGAGGUAUGAGGACGAUGAGGUGAUAGGUGCGUUGCCGCAGAAUCCACAGAAUGAAUGGGAAUAUGGCAGUCCGCACUGGCAGGUUUACAGGCCUGAUUUCCAAAGGUACGGUCUCCCCCUCUCUCUCACUGAUAGAAAGACUAUCCUGUCUGACAUUUCAAUCUAGGUUGUUGGCAGAAGCGUGCUAUCGCGAGGGACCCUCAAAGAUCCGAUUCGUCUUCAACGCCCGUGUGAAAUCUCUCUCCCUCGAGACCAGCACUAUCCACUUCUCCGACGACUCGUCCGUCUCCGCGGAUCUCAUCAUCGCCGCCGGCGGCUUACGAGGUAAAAGCCGCAAUGCCAUUCCAGAAAACAGAGAUGUGCUCGCGGAGGCUUUCCCUGAAUUCUGCUUCCGCGCUGCGAUUCCUAAAUCCAGCAUGCUGCAACAUCCAGAAACGGCAGAGCUCAUGAAACCUGGCGGCCUGAACAUGAUCUGGUGUGGUCCUGGCGCUUGCGUACUAGGAUAUCCGAUGGCAGCUGGGGAAUUGUAUAAUGUCGUUCUCUCGGUGCCGAGACCGCCGGACGCAGAGGCUGUUGGAAACUGGUCUCAGAAAGGAGAUCCGGCUGAAGGAGCUGCGAUUCUGGAGCCCUUUUGUGAAAGAGUCCGGAGGUAAGCCAUCCCUUGUUUUCUCUCUCUCGUCUCGAACCAAUCCAUCGGUCUUCCAACUGCUGCUUUGUUUUGCAAUUGCCAACUGAUCUUGCCAGGUUAUGGAGUCUGGUGGACAACUGCAACAAAUGGCAACUAGGACGUCUCCCGCCUCUCCCAACUUUCACUUCCCAGCAAGGCAAUUUAGUCAUAAUCGGCGACGCAGCGCAUGCCAUUUUACCGCAUUCAGGGCAGGGAGGCGCCAUGGCUCUCGAAGAUGCCGUCUCACUUUCCACCGUGCUCGCCUCUGCAACAUCGAAGAAAGAUCUUCCAGCUGCCAUGCAGAUAUUCAACACCCUUCGUCAAGACCGCCUGUCCUUCAUCAGACGCUACGCGGCCGCAAACCAGCAAUUCCUCACGAUGCCAGAUGGACCGGAGCAACUCAAGCGAGACGCCAUGUGGAAGGGCAUGACGGAGGCUUGGCGGAAAGAAUUCCAAGAGCUCGGGGAGGAAGGUGUGAGGAGGAAGAAGCAGGCGUUGAAGGAGAACGUGGUGCCUGAUUCGGAAAGUGAAGAUUUGAGGAGUCCGGAGACGAGGAUGUGUGUUUUUGGAUAUGAUGCUGUUGAGGAGGCGAGGAAGGCGUUGGCACAGGCUGGUGUUUGA
Messenger RNA from Lecanosticta acicola, 1590 nucleotides. NCBI's taxonomy places the organism in Eukaryota, Fungi, Ascomycota, Dothideomycetes, Mycosphaerellales, Mycosphaerellaceae. The record is from the annotation of a GenBank genome assembly.